UGAGCAAAAACCACCACCCUGCGGCAGGAGCAGGACCGCGGGCGGGAGAGAGCUUUCUAUUCCCCUCCCCCUCCUCCUGUGGAAAGCAAAGCAGCAGCAGCAGAAGCCGGAGGAGCACAGUGAGCCAACAAAGAGGACCCAACAGAGCCCAAAAGCGACCGAUCCAGGCAGCCCCGGCUCCCUCAAAGGCGAGGCAGCAAAGCCUUCCGCCCGAGCACCCGCUGCUCCCUUGCCUUGGACACUUGCGGGAUUCGUAGGGCCUGAGGAACGGCGUGGGAGGAGGAAUGUGGACGCGUUGUUUAUGGUACUAGCGCGAGCGCUGGACACGAGACACUGCGUGAUUCUUUCUUUCUUUCUCGGUUUACCGGUGGGCGCUGCGGCGAGGGAGAGCAAGGAAAUUUAUUACGGAAGAUCUCCCUCCGUCAGGAUCAAGGAGGACAGGCGGCGGAUUAAGAAAUAGCGGCAGGGUGGGGAGGAGGGGGUGGGGCUGUGUCAGCUUUGUGCUUUGUGGGUGUCCGUCCCUCCCCGCCAUUGUUUACUCCCCCUGAGGCGCUUGUGCUCUCCUCGCCGCCACACCAGCCCGCAUAAGUAGGCCGGGGUGGGGUGGGAGUGUGCCUCCCUCAAGGACCGAUCCUUGCCGCUAUUGUUUCCGUUGUACGAGCGCCGGGCCGGGCACGUUGCCAUAUUCCAUCUUCCCCCCCUUCCGCCGCCCACCACCCCAACCUGCCCACCGGCCUAGCUACUCAAGUUGCUUCUGUUCCUUGUACUUGCUGUUCCUUUGCCGUCUGGUCCUGGAGCCGUUGUUGCCGUUCCUUCCCUGGACAAGUAGUAUGAUGGGUUAGCACACAAAGUCUUCUUUUUCUUCCCCCUCCUCCUCCUCCUGCAGUGGUGCUCUGGUCUGUGUGUGUGAGCGCAUUGGCCUGGGGGAGUGAGAGGCUGCAAGGUGGUGCGCAUACUCUGUUUCUUUCAAGAUGAAGUUCAUGAAGCUUGGAUCGAACCCGGACACCUUUCAGGACGAUGGGGGCGAAGUCAGAAUUGUGGAAUCUGAAUUGGUUAGCGAUAUCACUGUUCGUCUAGGGAACACAAAGUUUUACCUUCACAAGUUUCCACUUCUAUCCAAGUGUGCUCGCUUUCAGAAGUUGAUCCCAACUACUGGUGAUGAAAAUAUUGAUAUCCACAUCCAUGACAUUCCUGGUGGCUCAAAGGCUUUUGAGAUAUGUGCCAAGUUCUGCUAUGGCAUGGUUGUCACACUCAAUGCGUACAAUGUCGUUGCUGCCCGCUGCGCAGCGGAGUACUUGGAGAUGAAUGAAACUGUCGACAAGGGUAAUCUGAUCUACAAGAUUGAUGUCUUCCUCAGCUCAAGCAUAUUCAGGAGUUGGAAAGAUUCUAUUAUUGUCCUUGGGACAACAAAGGCUCAUUUACCAUGGUCAGAGGAUCUUAAGCUGGUUAGCCACUGCAUUGAUUCCAUUGCUUCAAAAGCCUCUGUUGACACCUCCAAGGUUGAAUGGUCAUAUACGUACAAUCGCAAGAAGCUCCCAACUGAGACUGACCUUGAUAUGCAAUGGAAUGGAGUAAAGAAGCAGCCGUCCGUGCCAAAGGAUUGGUGGGUCGAGGAUCUCACAGAUCUCGACAUCGAUUCCUACAAACAAGUCAUAUCAGCAAUCAAAACAAUGGGUAUGGUGCCCAAGGAUGCUGUUGGUGAGGCAAUCAAAGCCUACACAUACAAGAAGCUGCCCUCAUUAAGCAAGGUUUCAAUGAUCCAUGGUGAUGCAAAGGUGCGAGCGAUGCUAGUUACCAUCACAUGCUUGUUACCAUCAGAGAAAGGCUCAGUCUCAUGCAGCUUCCUGCUAAAGCUACUGAGGGCAACCAAUUUGCUUAAAUGUGGAGAGAUGUGCAGGAAAGAGCUUGUGAAGAGAAUUGGACGGCAACUGGAUGAAGCAUCCGUGUCAGAUCUUCUUAUUCCUACCGUAGAUGGGGAGACAACUGUUUAUGACGUUGACAUGAUCCUCAGUAUCGUCGAAGAGUAUGUGAAGCAAGAUAGCAAAAAUGCUCAGAAACAUAAUGCUGAAGUGAACGGUCAUGUGCAAGCCCCUAGUGCAUCUAUGAUCACAGUAGCAAAAGUCGUUGAUGGUUAUCUCACCGAGGUUGCAAAGGACCCAAAUACCCCUGUUUUGAAGUUCAUCAAUCUUGCGGAGGCAAUUUCAGGCAAUUCAAGGCCUUUCCAUGAUGGGCUAUACCGCGCCAUUGACAUGUAUCUGAAGGAGCACCCAAGCCUAAGCAAGAGCGAUAAGAAGAAGCUUUGCUGCCUCAUGGACUGCAAGAAGUUGUCCCCUGACGCAUGCGCUCACGCCGUCCAGAACGAGCGCCUCCCUCUGAGGACCGUGGUUCAGGUGCUAUACCACGAGCAGACAAGGGCAUCGGCGGCAGCGACCGUCCGAGCUGACAGCAUCUGCAUCGGCUCCUACGAGAGCUCGAGGUCAGGCGCCACAACCAACACUGAAGACGAGUGGGAUGGAGUCAUAGCGGUGGAAGACCUCAGCCUUUCAUCAAAGACCACGAAGCUAGAGAAAUGCCACAGCACCGAGAAGAGCCACGGCAGCAGCAAGAGCACCGCCAACGGCAAGGCCAAGGGCGGCGCGACGCCGAAGAAGGUCCUGGGGAAGAUGCUAUCGAGCAAAGCGCUGACCGGGGAGCGGAGCAGCUCGGACUCGUCGGACAGCGCCAUCUUGCGGAGCCAGGACCAUCCCAAGAGGACUCCGUCCAGGAGCACCAAGCCGUCGGCUGCUGCCUAGUCCCUGCAUCUCAUCUAAAGAGUGGUGCUUGCCUAGUCCCUGCACCUCAUCUAAAGGGUGGUGCUUGGGGUUUUAGCUGCUGCUGCUGCUGCUGUCUCUUCUUCUUUAUGAAUGUUGCAUAGAAGCAAGAACUAAUGUUUUUACAAGUCUGUAGGGAUGUUAUAAUGUCAGGUCUGCUUUUAGGGGGAUCUUGUUGAUUAGCAUGUAGGCCUUGCCAUGAAACCUGUGAGACCUUUGGCGCUGCUGUGAGGUUUUAUGCCAUUCACUCCUGGUAGUUAUAAGAGGCCUAAUGUGUUGGAACCAUAA
Molecule: messenger RNA, 3098 nt
Organism: Hordeum vulgare subsp. vulgare (domesticated barley)
Lineage: Eukaryota; Viridiplantae; Streptophyta; Magnoliopsida; Poales; Poaceae
Product: BTB/POZ domain-containing protein NPY4-like
Exons: 5
Coding region: 972-2792 (606 amino acids)
Molecular function (GO): protein binding
Source: RefSeq, a predicted model, not a curated record